Molecule: messenger RNA, 5210 nt
Organism: Pantherophis guttatus
Lineage: Eukaryota; Metazoa; Chordata; Lepidosauria; Squamata; Colubridae
Gene: LRTM2
Product: leucine rich repeat transmembrane protein 2
Cellular component (GO): plasma membrane
Molecular function (GO): protein binding
Source: RefSeq, a predicted model, not a curated record
UGGGGGGACAGUAAAAGAGGCAAAGUGAGUGGCAGGCAUUUCCUAAUACCUCAGGGGGAAAACAGAUGGGUUCAUUCCACAACUCUCAACUCCCUUGCCCAGCCAUUCAGAGCAGCUGGCUAAGUCUCUGUGGCUGGCAGCUUAACUCCUCUUCUGGCUCCUGUGGGGUAGGAGAAUUAAAUAGGACACAGAUUCAGAGACUUAAGAGUCUGUUUGCCGGGGGAAAGAACGAGGCAGAGGAGGAGAGGAAAUAAGGUGGAAAUUGGCCAGAGCCCAGAUUAGCCAAAUUUCUGUUCAGACCUCCAGGUAUAUGUGCCAGUUUCUCUGGCAAGCACAAACACCAUGGGGAAAACAGCAGACAUAGUGUUGUCUCUGAGUGGUGGCUACUGGUGGAGCAACAGACUUUCUUUGAGAUGGAGAAAAACUAGCUUGUUUGCCUGUUGGCUUUCGUUUUGCGCAGCAGAGACGUUCAUAACAUGUCCUUCCUCUUGCAAGUGCAACAGUGGUACCCUGGAAGUGGACUGUAGUGGUUUAGGCCUUUCAUCCAUUCCCUUGGACAUUCCUACUAGUACCAGGACCUUCCUUUUCCUUAACAAUCAACUCAGCACCUUGUCAGAACAAGCUUUUUCCAAUCUUUCUGCUCUCCAAAGACUGGAUCUUUCCAACAAUUUCUUAGAUCAACUUCCUGAGAAUGUUUUCAGAGACCUGGUUAAUCUUACUGAACUACAGCUGAGGAAUAACAGCAUCAGAAGUUUGGACAAAGAUCUUCUGCAGAACACUGUUCUUUUACAUCAGUUGGACCUCUCCAUUAAUGGACUUGCUCAAAUCCCCUCAGGCAUUUUUGAUGAUUUGCCUUCUCUUCGCUGGCUUUCUCUCCGAUCAAACCGUCUGCAGAAUUUGGACAGGGUAACUUUUGAGCCAUUAAUCAGCCUGCAACAAUUACAUGUGGGAGAUAAUCCCUGGGAAUGUGACUGUAAUCUGAGAGAUUUUAAAUAUUGGAUGGAAUGGUUCUCUUAUCGAGGAGGAAAGAUAGACCAGCUGGCAUGUACUUUGCCUAAGGAGCUGCGGGGGAAGGAUAUGCGCUUGGUACCCAUGGAGAUGUUUAACUACUGUUCCCAGCUGGAGGAUGAGAACAGCUCUACUGUACUGGACAAUAUUGGUCCUCCUUGCACUAAGGGAAGUCAAAGUGUUCCCAAACCCAAAACAAGUCCUGAAACAGAAGAGGAGCCCAGUGUGGGUUGUCCCCAGAAGCAAAAGCCACGACCCAUCAGUGUGCGUCGAGCCAUUGGCACAGUCAUCAUUGCUGGGGUAGUUUGUGGCAUUGUGUGUAUCAUGAUGGUGGUGGCGGCAGCCUAUGGAUGUAUCUAUGCAUCUCUCAUGGCUAAGUACCAUCGAGAGCUGAAGAAGAGGCAGCCGUUAAUGGGUGAUACGGAGGGAGAACACGAGGAACAAAAACAGAUCUCCUCCGUGGCCUGAAUCUUCUCGGAAAUUUGAAGCAGAAUAGGAUACAGCCAAGACUUAAGAAUACUUCCUCCCAGGUGAGCAGAUGGACUGUGCAAUUAUCCCAUUGGUCCAAUUAGUAAAAUGUGUUUAUGAGUUCAGGACACCAGGCCUGGGUUCAUGCUCACUUUCCUUUGUUCUCAUGGAACUCCAGGUGAAUAAAAGAUGUCUUCUCUUUGCACCAGACUUCCCAUUAAUGGUCACAUCUUGGGAAGGUCAGCCAAACAAACAUCUUUGUUUGAUUUCCUGUUUUUUUUUUUUAAAAAAAAUUGCAAAUAUCCAUUGCCUCACAGAGUCUUUGGCACUCCAAAAAUUUGUUAAUGUGUCUAAACUCCACCCUGUGGCAUCACUCAUAUUAUUGUACAACUAUUUAUUCGUUUUAGCUAUGCUAAAGAAAUCUAGUUCACAAACACUCCAGGCUCCUAGGCCUGUACAGUAAUUGAAUCCACCACAGUCAAUGGAAAUCUAAUCUUCCUCUUUUAACACUAGAAAUAAAGAAUAUUUAGAUGUACCAUCAUCAACGUAACAAAGAAGCAAAUGUGUAUAUUAACAUAUGCUUAUUACCUAUAUACUUAUCCACAGUUCUGUACACAUCUUUCUUUGCAUAUCAUCAGUACGUAAUUGUGGAGAGUUUAAAAAAAAAGCCUCCUAACUCUCCUUUCAGCUUCCCUUCCCACCCUGAUAGCUACAAUGAAGAACUAUGUAAAACAUCUGCAAAAGAAUGGAUCACGUCACUCCUAUUAAAAGAUCAAUCUUUAGGAAAGGCUUUGAGCCUCGUCUGGUUGAUCAAAGACCAAGUUUGAAAUGUGAUAGAAAGGAUGCAAUUCUGAAAAUGUGUGGCCCCUUCAUGCUAACACUCUCUAACUGUGGGUAUCACUUGCAUCCAUGACUACACAGUACUAAGAAUCCUCAUAGGAUUUCUUGUGAAAAUAUGUGGAUAGUACAAAUAAUGUUCUGAGCAGGUUUUUGCAUAAAUUAUAUUCAGGCACACCUUGGCGCAUACAUAUACACACUCCCAUGCACAUACACAUUCUGAACAUAUGAAUUCUCAUCUUAGGUAUUUUUUCUCAAGCAAACAUUGCAUCACAUUAGCCUUAUUUUUCUUUAAACUGGUGGCAGCAGGGAGAGAAAAAAACCAGCCUAAGGACUCAUUUUAUAUUACUGAAAGUGGGAUAAAGUGCGGCCUCCAGAGGAAAGCACACAUUGCCAUGGUAACCUGCUCUAGGCCGUCACAGCGGGUAUUCCUGGGAUAAGAAGAUGACACAAGAGGUCGGUGCAGCCACAGUUUUUGUGGAUAUUGUGAUCCUUGCAGUCAUGAAGUAGCGUAACAGGUGGCCCAGAUUCUGAGGUUUAUCUCUUGCAACUGAGAAGCAGAACCUAGCCGGGCAAGGAACCGGUCACCUUCGUUCUUCCUUGUUUUGUGAUGUGAUGCCUUUGGCAGCAGCUUCUGUUUGUGAAUGGAAGAAUUCUCACUUAAAAAAGAAAACAAAUCACCCCACGUCAUUCUGUCAGCAGCAGUCACACUGGAAUAAACUUAAGAUUCCAACGUGGGAGUAGAAAAACCGUUUCUGUUCUAUUAGCAGAGAAGCACUGGAUUCAAAGAGAGAAUCAUUUUCAUGUAGGGAUGACACAGGUGGUAGGAAAAAUAUAUAUAAUCACAUGGAAUUUUUCCUGGAGGCAUCUGACAUAAUGUGCAAAAAGCCAACAUCAAGGCCAAAGGCAAAUAUUAAGAAUGAAAAAAAAAAACUUUUUCUCACACAAUGAACUAUAUAAGUACUAUAGUUCUUUUAAGAGACAAGCUCCACUUCUGCUUUAUUUUAGUCUGAUGAACAAAACUAAACGAUCGAAGACACUAAGCAAUGACUUUAUUGCUUCCACCGCAUUUAUUUAUGCCCAGGAUUUCAGGACUAGCGAUGAAUCUGCUAGCUACACAACUUCAACCUUAUGUCUCUAUACCAUAGUUUCCCCAAAGGAACCUAACCUCUGCAAUUGACUAGACAGCACAAUAUACUUGAAAUGGAACAGACCAGAGCUGUAUCUUUUUUAAAAAAAUCUCUAUUUUAUUUGUAAGAAAUAAUGAUGAUAUGAUUGCACAAACAAACCAUAUUUGCAUUUGUGUUUAGGAAAGAAGAAAAGCCGGGCAAUAAAAAUUACAAGAGGAAGAGUGGGAGGAAAAAUCAAUUUUCUUUCUGACCCCUAUUCUUAUCUUUAACAUUAUCCUUUAUUGUAUUCUUUUUGUCAUGUUGGGACUUCAAUUACAAAUCUUAGCCUAUGUUCUGAUUUUUUACUAAUAUGGAGAAGGGUUGGCCCUGAUAUUUCCAUAUUUAUGAAUUUCUAUUUAUAUUUAGAAGCUUGCGUUUGAAAAGGUGAAAGAGAGAUGAAAGAAUGAUGGCUGGGUAUUAAGUUAGUCCCAAAGACACUGGAGUUGUUUGGAAGUACAAUGAAGUACUAAAAAUUUAGGGAAUGGAGAAUGCAAUAAUCCUAUCUGAGAAGAGUCCUCAUUAUAUUAUUGGGAAACUGUGCCUUCAACUAUGAUUGGAAGGACUGUACACUAAAAUAUUUAGCAUUCUUGUCCUGAUGCCCAGGAACUUCUAUGAACUUCCACAUGAUACACAGUGUCUUGCAUCUCAUCAACUUCCUAUUGUACAGUCUGUAUUCUAUGUAUCCACAGCCUAUAUUGUGAAUAUAGGGGAUAACAUCUUUUUUUCUUGUACUGCUGCUAUUAAAAAUGAAGUGUGACUAGUUGCAGUGCAAACAAUUCAGAAAAAGGUUGUACCAAAUUCAAUGUAAACAGUUUCAGAUCUGCUGUUGAAGUAGAACUCGAAGGAUAAGUAGAGCAGAGCCUAUAUACCCUUCCUUGUAUGCAUGUAACCAGAGUACCUAUGCAUAAGAUCAAAAUAAUACAAGAUAUACAUGGCAGUGCAAUGUACAUUAGGGAAUUUGUUCCAUCCUGUGAUAUAAUACCAUAGUUAGAAUUUGUAAUAUGCAAACCCAUAGAGUAUUUUCCCCAAAUGAUAUAAAGAAUGCAGCAUUACUGCUACAGGUUCUAAUAUGACAAAUAGCCCUAAUAAUUUUAAUGGAACUUAAUUAUUCAGCUAUUAAUUCUAGUAGUGUCACUGAAGCUUCUUUGUUGGUUAUGAGUAGAGUUGUUUAACAAAAAAGAUAAAACCAAAAGAAUCCCAAUCAAAAUUGGAAGAUGAUUAAAAAUGUGGGGGGGAAAAGGGAAAUUAAUAAUACAUGCACAUGUAUCACACAUAGGGGAAAAAAUUGCAUGCAUCCAAUUUAAAUAGAAAUUUCUUCAUCACCUGUGAAGGCUUCCUAGAUAUGAUCUGGGCUAUUAGGUGCAGCCAGAACACUUUCAACAUUAACAAAAAUGGUUCUUGGUAGUUGUCAAGAAGCCAUAUUGAAGGACAAUCAAACUAUAUUAGUAAUUGUGGCAUAAACAUGCAUUGUGCUUUCUGGGAAUGAAAUGUCAUUAGAGAAUUCAAGGGGAAUAAAAAUCCUUUUGUGAAAGUCAGAAUAAUUCAGGAUGGCACACAUCCUGGAGAAAGGGGCAGAACGGUUAGAUGGAUGGCACAUACAAUCCUUUUCCUUUCUGUUAAAAGUUUAAAGAAAAUAAAUUUUUAAAGGAAAAAUAAACCGCUGAACGUAUAUUAUAUUUCUGGCUUGUUGUUUUAGAAGAUAAAUAAAGAAUGUAUUUUCCUACAGAA